UUAAACCGUUAUUUUUAUCAAUUAUUCACGUUGCUUGUGUUUUUUUUUCUUAUUUUCCUUUUGUUGAUUCUUGUUACAAAUGAAAAUUAUUACGUGCAGCGAAAUUACUUCUCACCUGUAAUUAUUUCCGAGAAUCGGGUGACGUUGAUAGCUCUGUUUUUCUCCUCAACCUCAAUGUUGAAAGCAUGAUUCAUGCGUACUAUCGAAAUUAGAGUUGAAAAAAUUACUUCUCUCUAAAACCUUUUAGUUGAUCAUUAUUUUUAUUUUUUUUUUUUGCAAUGGACGCGUCGCAGCAAGCUUCCUCGCCUCAGCAUCAAGUUUUUGAAAACAUUCCUUUGCAUAAUGUGGAGUCGCAUUGGGAGACAUUGUUUCAUCAGUUUGAUAGAAAUGGUGAUGGAAGAAUUUCGGUUCAGUUUUUGAAUAAUGAAUUGAAGAAACAUAAUCAAGGUGUUCCCGAUUAUGUUGUCAAACGUAUCGUUUUGCUCGCCGAUCGUGAUCGCGAUAGCUAUAUUACACUGCAAGAAUUCUUACAGUUGGUUGAAAGUCCUCAUGCUCAACCAUUACUUAAAGUUUCCCUACAACGAUAUAUUCAAACAUUUGUUCCUCGACAACGACGAGUUCAAGAAGCUGUGGAUGGUUCUUAUGAGCAAGAGUACACCUGUGACCCUCCAGCUUUGACAAUGGUUAUUUGUAGCAUUAUUGAGAUAUUUUUCUAUAUGUAUGAUACAAUUGUAGCUGCCAAUCCAUUAGCAACUAACGCACCAUUUUUUAAUUUAUUUGUUUACAACCCACACAGAAGAGCUGAAGUGUGGAGAUUUCUCACGUACAUGUUUAUUCAUGGAAGUGAGAGCCAUUUAAUCGUAAAUUUGAUCGUUCAGAUUUUAUUGGGUAUUCCGUUGGAAAUGGUGCAUCGAUGGUGGAGAGUUUUUUUGAUAUAUAUAGCCGGUGUAAUUAGUGGUUCAUUGUUUACAUCUGUCGCAGAUCCUAGAGUGUAUCUCGCUGGAGCUUCCGGUGGAUGUUAUGCGUUAUUAGCCGCUCAUAUAGCCACAAUUAUCAUGAACUGGACAGAAAUGGAUCACCCUGUAUUACAACUGUUGAUUUUUGUAACAUUGAUAACUUUCGAUUUUGGAAAUUCGAUUUACGAUCGUUAUAUAGAGAAAAGAGAAACUAAAACUGCGUAUGCUGCGCAUAUUGCUGGAGCAGCUGCUGGUUUCUUAGUUGGCGUUUACUUGUUGAGAAAUUUGAAAGUUCAUGAUUGGGAAAAAACUUUAUGGUGGAUUUCUGUUUUCAUUUUCAAUGCAUUUAUUAUUAUAGUUAUAUUUUGGAAUAUUUUCUUCCCGUCCUAUUUUCCUCCUGCAAGUGUUUCUUUGUUUUAAAUUAUUUUUGACCGUUCAUUGUUGAUUAGAGUAAAUCUAGAUUUUUUAUUUUGUCGAUACGAAAUGAUCCAUAAUAUUUUCGCCAUGAAACUGAAAUCUGUCUAAAAUUUAUCAACGCCUAAAAAAUUGAAAUUUUAGUCUUUUACAUAGGUAUCAUAUUUGAUUUGAUCGCUUCCUUUUGUAGGAUUUAUGAAACGUAUUUUGAAACUCGAAUUUUUUUAUUCCGGUACAUUUUUCUAGUCUCAUGUAAUUUAUGAAGACUUGCUUCAUUGUUGAAUGUAAGCGUUUUUUAAAUUAAUGCCGAAUUUUUAAAAUUGUAAUCCCAUUAUUUGUAUAGAUGUUUAUAAUGGUGUUAUCAUUUUGUUGUUGUUGUUUUUUUAAACGAAAUGAGAUUAUUAAUUAUUCUACCUAUUUGACAAAGUUUCAGUAUUGUGAUUUUUUGUGAUGUAUUUUCAUCUUUCAUGCAAAGUUGUGUACUUUUUUUAAAAAUAGGCUUAGAAAAAAAACUUAACAGGGUAAUAGUAACUUUGCGUUGUGCCUUUUACUUGUUUCAAUCGCAUUUCUCCAAGCGUUGCCUUAUUUUUUUACAUCGUUGAUCUCGCAUAUUUCAUUUUUAUUGCUUUUUAUGUGUGUGUUUUUUUAAAAUGAACUACAAUAUUUUGAAUGACCGCUUUUAAUGAUUGCAUUUUUUAUUUUUAAAAUACCCCUUUGUUGAUUGUUAUUUUACUCAAUUGCAUUUAAUAUUUUAUUUAUUUACUUAUGGUACAAAUCAUUCAGGUAAUAUUAUAUUGGUGCAUUUUGAAUCAUUUUAUUUUAUAUGUAUUCGUAAUGAAUUUAACGUUUGUUUCCAACAUUUGCUCAUAAUUAUAUCAUGAAACCUCAUUUUUAUUUUGAAAGAGCUUAAUACUUUUUAUGUACGUAAUUAUGUCUCGUACAAAUUUUAUUAAAUUCGCCACUAUUUUUUUUUGAAUUUUUAUUAAGUACAUACAUAUAUGUAUAUUUUAUAUUUUAUGUGAAUACUUCAAAUAUUUUUGCAAUUUUUAUUGUUUUCGAAAUUAUUUACACAGUAGAAAUAUAAGCUCAUUUAUUGAA
Molecule: messenger RNA, 2468 nt
Organism: Planococcus citri (citrus mealybug)
Lineage: Eukaryota; Metazoa; Arthropoda; Insecta; Hemiptera; Pseudococcidae
Gene: rho-4
Product: rhomboid-4
Exons: 8
Coding region: 279-1376 (365 amino acids)
Cellular component (GO): membrane
Molecular function (GO): serine-type endopeptidase activity; calcium ion binding
Source: RefSeq, a predicted model, not a curated record